AGCUCCGCCUGGGGAAGCUUGGGAAGCGCGUGACAUCCGACCAGACCCGAGUAAACCCGAGCAGUGAUAAAUACUGACCGAGCCACGGAGCCGGUUGCUCCCGUGCACUCACUCCCCGUCUGUGUCUGUUACUCCCGAGGAUAUCCAAGGAGUCACCUGUCUGUGUCUAAGAUGGAAACCAGACAACAAGAACUGUACUCUAGUGUUCUGAGCGAAGAAGCAGUGGUGGACUGGGGCAGCGUGGGUCCCGGAGAGGAGUGGGUUAACUCAGCCACACAGGAGGGCGAGCAGGGUUUUCUGGACUCUGAGCCACUGAAAGAGGCCGAUGAAGAUUUGGUGUCAGAGGUCAACUUGAAUAACUCCAUCAUGACGGAGGAGGAGAGAGAAGAGGCUCAGCAAGAACUGGCCAAACUGGAAGAGGAGAUCAGUACCCUGAGGCAGGUUCUGGCGUCCAAAGAGAAGCAGCACGCAGAGCUCAAACAGAAGCUGGGCAUCAGUCCUCUGAGCGAGCUCAGGACCAACUUCACCAGAGGCUGGCACGACAUGCAGUGCUCCUCGGCAUACAGGAAGACGUCAGAGACGUUUUCCACAGCAGGACAGAAGACCUCGGCUGCCUUCAGCACCUUCGGCACCACCAUCACCAAGAAGUUUGGAGACAUGAGUGUAUUAUCUUCGGUGUAUUCCAGCAUGGUUGGUCUAGAGUUAUUGUUCCCGCGGAGGUCCAACUCUAUAGGCUACUCUAUCAAACAGUCUAUGAGCAUGCCCACCAUGAGAAACUCACCCAGCUUCAAGUCUUUUGAGGAGAAAGUUGAAAACACAGUGUCGACUAUUAAGACAAAGGUCGGUGGCACAGGGGCCGGAGGCAGCUUUGAAGAAGUCCUCUCAUCCGCAGCCAACGCCAGCUCUCAGGACACGCCCACCAACAACCUGACAGACAGCUCAGAGAGGCAGUGCUAGAGCUGCAUCCCAAACCAUGAGGCGGGACUAACAAACCAGGCGCUGUAUCACUGAUAUAUCACAGCACUUUGUCACAUAUCCACUAAAAGCUCUGGCUGAAAAGGAUCAUUGUAUUUGAAGACCAUUAGGCAAAAAAGUCUGAUGAUAUUAAAGGAGGAUGAGCAGAUUCCAAAACAACAUCAGGAGGCAGAGCAACCAAAAUCCAGAGAUGAGAGGAGAAAGUAUUUGAGCUGUAUUUAAAAAGUGAUCUGAUCUUCAUCUAAGUCAAAUGCAGAUAUCUCCAGAGGGUUCACUUACUUUCUCCUGCCUCGGUUGAUCUUUAUUCUGUCACUGAGCUUCGUGUGUUUGUUCCUCUGUUGGUGUCAAAUCGCAGCUAGAACCUCAGCUACAGAACCUUCAUCCCUGUUUGUGCUUUGGAAAAUCCAUCCAAAGUGGAAACAGUCACACUUGACUGAUGACAGUGCUGCUCCACUAUAUAACUACCACUCUUCAAUUGUUUAACAAGAUAUACAAAACUACAGUUUAGGAUUUUAUUAGAAAUAUGUGUUUGAUUUAAAAGCUAAGUACUUUUGAAACAAAAUGUAUAUAACACCAACUGAUUGAUUUUACACUAAGACAAGAUAUGUGUUCCUGCAGGGAAUCUGCAGAUUUUAAAAGUCUUAAAAAGCAUGGAAUUCAUUUUAUAUUUCUUCUUCAAAAAGGCCUUAGAGGGUAUUCAAGAGUUUUUUAGUUUUUCCCGUCCAUUAGUCCAAAACUCAUUUACUGCUGUACAUGACCAGAAACACCAAAUACAAAAUCACUUUGUAGCUAAAACCAGCAAAUGUUUGACAUUAUUGCUUUAAGAUUUGAUCACAACACCUAAAGAUCUUUUGUAAAUUGCAGUCAAAUAACUUGUUCAAUGUAAAACACGUUUGCUGGAGCCCGUUUUAAUGCUGGAUCAUACCAAUGAAUGAUAUAUACUCAGUUAAUUCAAACUACAGGAAGUUUUUAUAAGAGGCAACGAGACACUAUAUUUCACUACACACGACACACGUGCUGUGAAAUAUGGACACACGUUACCUUUUGUUUAUGAAUAAAUGUAAUGAUGUCGUGAAGUUUUGGUUUUUAAUGACUAACAAAAAAUUAUCUGCUAAAUCAAGAAUGAUGAAAUCUGAUGCUGGAUUUUCUGCAAACAAUUUAGCUCUAAGACAGCUGUGACUGAGGAUAUGUAAUACGAACUAGAGAACUUUGAGUCAGUAUAGAAUGGUGUAGCUGUAUUUGAACUGAACGUUCUAAAAAAUAUAUGUUUAUGUCACCUGCUGCUGAUUCACAGGAUAUACAUGUAUUGUACAUGUACUGAGUAUCAGACUGUAACACAACCAGUCACUGUAACGUGACCCUGAAACCCAGCACACGUCGUAACCUACACCAGCUCAGAUCUGAGUUUGAGCACAACUAACCCGUUUAAAGCUGAAAGAGUGUUUCGUUUCUACCGUCACUAUGAGAAGGUUGACACCACCAAAGAUAAAGUAAAUAUGAUCAUGUCUCUUUUUUAAUAAAUACUGUCUUUCAUGUGUUAAGGUGAUAAAAAGCCCUGGAUCAUUUCAGUCCGUCCAUGAAACUUUAGGUCAAUAUUUACAGAACAUAACUUAUGUGAUGCAAGAAAAGGUUGUGAGGUCUGAUUUAUUAUCAUUGAACAUAUAAAACCCAGUUUAUGUUAUAUAUUUGUAUGUUAACCAUGGCUUGAAAUCAAAUUGUACUCAGAUCUUAAAAAGAAAAGCUUGUACUAAAACUCCCAAAGACAUAAACUGUGACAUUGACUUAUAACAUCCUUGUGUUUAACAUAUUCAGUUGUAUUCAUACAUUUAAUUACACACUGUGUUAAAUAACUGUUUUUAUGUCUGAUAAUAAAAAUCACUUAAACCAAAAA
Messenger RNA from Pleuronectes platessa (European plaice), 2866 nucleotides. It is a transcript of the gene tpd52l1, whose product is annotated as tpd52 like 1. The coding region runs from base 172 to 957 and encodes 261 amino acids. Gene Ontology annotation, biological process: positive regulation of MAP kinase activity; positive regulation of apoptotic signaling pathway. NCBI's taxonomy places the organism in Eukaryota, Metazoa, Chordata, Actinopteri, Pleuronectiformes, Pleuronectidae. The transcript is spliced from 10 exons. The record is from RefSeq and is a predicted model, not a curated record. Gene Ontology annotation, cellular component: cytoplasm.